Pistacia vera is the source of this 688-nucleotide messenger RNA. Its product is annotated as ubiquitin-related modifier 1 homolog 2-like. Gene Ontology annotation, biological process: protein urmylation; tRNA thio-modification. The transcript has 4 exons. NCBI's taxonomy places the organism in Eukaryota, Viridiplantae, Streptophyta, Magnoliopsida, Sapindales, Anacardiaceae. Gene Ontology annotation, cellular component: cytoplasm; nucleus. Bases 159 to 458 code for a protein of 99 amino acids. Gene Ontology annotation, molecular function: protein tag activity. The record is from RefSeq and is a predicted model, not a curated record.
UAAAAUCUUUUAAUUACGUUUUGUGCAUCCAAUGAACCAAAACCGACGUCGUGUUUGUUGACUGAAGAUAUUUUUUACGAAGUGGAGACCCGAAUAGAAUAACGAUUCGUAUCUCUAGGGUUUUCUAAAUCUGUUGAAUUUUAUUCAAAUCAUCGAACAUGCAACUGACUCUUGAAUUCGGUGGAGGGUUAGAGCUUCUUUGUGAGUCUGUAAAGGUCCAUAAUAUCAAUGUUGAUCCACCAAAGGGAGCAGAGAAGUUAACUAUGAAAGAUUUGCUUUCUUGGGUUCUCACCAAUUUGAUAAAGGAGAGGCCUGAAAUGUUCAUGAAAGGAGAUACUGUGAGACCUGGUGUUCUAGUACUUGUGAAUGAUUGUGAUUGGGAGCUCAGUGGCCAGCUCGACACGACACUGGAGGAAAAGGACGUGGUGGUUUUUAUCUCAACUUUACAUGGUGGAUAGUGUCAAAAUGUUUGAUGAUAAAACAUAAUGAGAUUUUUGAAGUUUGGCAUUGUGGCCUUGUUUGAGCAUUGAAUAUGAUAGGGUGAAGUGAAGGAUUUCCUAUUUUAUUAACCCUCUUAACUGUCUUGCCUUCAAUGUUUGUUCAUGUAGACAAUGUGAUGAUCAGGCAAAUGAUAAAUUAUUCUGCGUUAGUACGAGGAGUAUGAUUAUAAAUUAUUGUAUGGACAAUA